GGAUUUCCAGGUGACGCGAUUGUUGAUGAGUUGGAAGGAGACGUGAGGAGCGGCGGAAUCGCACUUACUGAUCACUUAGCGACUGGCGGAGGUGGGGGACGUUCAAGGCUGGUGCCCCCGAUUUCCUGAUCAGUGAUUGUCAGACCUGGGGCCCAUUCCAUCUCGUCUUGUUAUUAUUCGGCCCCAGAGAAAGUGAUUCCAGUCAGGGGGAGACUGAACUCGUCGUUCCCUUUGUCUCUGCUCAGAUGUCACUGCUGGGGGACAUUACAGACAUGGAGACUCAUCUCCUGGACUUCCUGCUGGAGGGAACACUUCCUACUGACUCCUGGGGGGCCCCUGACUCCUGCACCCUGGAUUCUGAGAUGCUGAGUGACCCCACAGUGGAGGAUUUCCUGAGUGAGCUCCUCGGGGGAUGUGACGACUCCAACCUGAGCACUUCCCCUCCCCUGAGUGACAGCGGAAUCUCUGAUAUUGCCUACUCCUCACCUGUAACCUGUGAUGUGUCCCCUGGGGUCUGGGACCCCUCUCCCCCCGGCAGCCCAAACGUUAUACAGAGUGAGCACAACUACUCCCUGCAACACGACUACUCCCUGCAGCAAGACGAUUCAGGGGACCUCCUGCAAAGUGUGCGCUCCGACAUCUGCGAGGGGGAUAUUUUCAUCGAUCUCGAUUUCUGUGCUGACUCAGAGCCAAGGGAGCUGAUUAGUGUGAGCAUGGAGGAGGAGGAGGAGGAGGAGAGUGAAGAAUGUGACAGUCAGUUCCAGGGACAGCCGGAUCUCCGACUGACUGAGGAAGAGUCUCGUCUCCUGGGAAAGGAAGGAAUAGUUUUACCCCAACACCUGCCCCUCACAAAGAAUGAGGAGCGGGCGCUGAAACGUGUGCGCAGGAAAAUCCGCAACAAGCGUUCUGCCCAGGAGAGUCGCAAGAAGAAGAAGGAGUAUGUGGACGGGCUGGAGAACAGGGUCACUGCCUGUACCACCCAAAACCACUUGCUACAGAAUCAGGUUCAGCAGCUGCAGAAACAGAAUCGGACGUUGCUGCAGCAGCUCCGGAGCCUCCAGACUUUACUGAGACAGACGGGAGUGAAGACUACAACAUCCAGCACCUGUGUCAUGGUUCUGCUCCUGUCCUUCAGCCUCAUCCUCUUCCCCAGUUUGUACCCAUUUGGCAAAGGAGCCCCCCAGGACGGCCGGCACACGGUCCUAUCCCGGCAGUUGCGGGAGCUCCCAGGCCUCUCACAAGUGCCACAUGUGGGUGUUGGGCAGAACGGGGGUGUCGAUGUCCCACUGGGGAAACAAGAGGAGAAUCUGCUGGACUUGCACCUUGAUCCUGUGCUGCAGGGGGCCCAAAAUGACACCCCAGAAGUGCAGGACGUGGGCACGGCAGAAUCCAAACCUACUGGCAACACGAACUCUUCAUUUGAUCUCCCGGGAGACAGUGAGCCUGGCAUCAACAUACAAUCUGGCUCCUCCUCCAACCCUGCCCCCGAUGUCCCUGAUGCCCGAUAUGUCAUGCAGGAGAAGCACGAUUGGCUGGAAAGGACUCGCAGUGUGGUGAUCACUCCCCUGCACUCUGAUGAGAUGUAACCCAGGCAAUACUGCAGCCCAUUGUGCUAUCACUGGUGCAGUUUAGCCAAUAAGGAAUUAUGUGCUGAGGGUUGUGGCACUGCCCGUCCAUUGUGCUAUCACUGGUGCAGGUUGCCCCUGUAUAUCAUAUGCUGCCCGUGAGAGCACUGCCUGCCUCAGCCUGGUGCAUUGUGGGCCUACAAAUAAUUCAGGGUCAGUGAGCUGCUUGUUUUGCCCAUAGUGACAUCCCUACUGUAGUGUCCCAUUGUAUAUCCCCAUUGUAUAUGAUUACGUGGGUUAUACCCCUGCCUGGCGCUACCCACUGUGCUGUCUGUGGCCCCUGUAAAUCAGCGGAUUGUAUGGGUUACGCUGUUGAUUGCCCAUUGUGAUAUCCCUGGUGCAUGUAAAUUGCUAUGAUCUGAGGCAACAUCAUUAUAUUCUGAUAAUCUGCACUUACCCCAGCGCCAUGGAACCUGACCUGCCCCUCCCCCGCACUCUGGGCUCCUGUGUUUACCUCCGUUAGUUUAGAAUUUGGGAACAAUUGGGGGAGGUUUGAGUUCUCUUACUGGAAUGGGUGGUCCCAGGACUGGUGCCGCUUUGCACUUUGAUGUAAAUAUAUAUAUAUAUAUGUGUGUAAUAUAUUCAUUGUCCUUCUCUGGUUCUGGCACUGUAAUGGGGGGGAACAUGGGUUCUGGGGGGGGUGUCGGUAACUGAUGGGCGGAGCUGAAAUCAGAAAUCCUUCUGAUUGGCCACUUUUCCAUGUUACUGUGAUGUAACACAAUGUAUAGGGAGAGAUAGAUCUGCCACUUGGGGCCCCUAAACCCACAUCGUACACUUUUAUUUAAAUCAAGUAAAAGAGGGAUGGUCCUUUUAAUCAGUGUUACAGAUAAGGAGACACCCGAUUGGUUUAGCCCAGACAAACUGGCGAUUUUGCUCCUCCCCUUUACCCACAGUGCUGCGGUGGGAUCUCUAUGUAUAUUAUAUAUUGAGCUGGAAAUAGAAGCCUUGUGGCCCCUGCCUGUGAUUGGAGGGUCCUGAUCUGUUAUUGGGGGAGUAAAUACGGGGUCUGAUCAUUUACUUGCGUUGUCAUGGAAACGCCCUCUUCUCUGGUGCAAUGUCUGCCCCUCGGCUCCCAGAAUCCCCUCUGGCUGAAUUCUCCUAUAUAAGGUGAGAGCUGAGUAACCACACCCACUGGAUUUCAUUGGCUGAUGUUAAAGACUAGAUUUCUAUGUAUAAAUAAUAAACUGAUACUAAGGUGA
Xenopus laevis (African clawed frog) is the source of this 2824-nucleotide messenger RNA. RefSeq names its product cAMP responsive element binding protein 3 S homeolog (gene creb3.S). NCBI's taxonomy places the organism in Eukaryota, Metazoa, Chordata, Amphibia, Anura, Pipidae. Gene Ontology annotation, cellular component: endoplasmic reticulum membrane; nucleus. Gene Ontology annotation, biological process: regulation of DNA-templated transcription; regulation of transcription by RNA polymerase II. Gene Ontology annotation, molecular function: RNA polymerase II cis-regulatory region sequence-specific DNA binding; DNA-binding transcription factor activity, RNA polymerase II-specific; sequence-specific DNA binding. The record is from RefSeq and is marked validated.